Molecule: messenger RNA, 2379 nt
Organism: Amoebophrya sp. A25
Lineage: Eukaryota; Dinophyceae; Syndiniales; Amoebophryaceae
Source: the annotation of a GenBank genome assembly
AUGAAUUUGUUGGCGCAGCUUUUGCGGCAUGUUGCGGACGACCUGGAACACUUCCUCGCUACGUCUGCAGCGAGGACCACAGAAGGAGCGACUGCGCGUCUAUCUACAACAAAACAUGCCAACGGGAGGAAUCAGUGGACGAGCUUCAUGUUUGAUGGUCUUGGCGAAGAAGAAUCAGGAACACCGGAAGGAACAGGGGAGAAAGCACAGCUGUGUCCGGCUGAUGGUUCGCCAUGCGACGUAGGGUGUCCUCAACGUGCUUGUAAAGAAGGCACCAACGCCCAAACGGGAGAACCGGAGUAUUGUCCCCAGGACGAUCCGAGUUUCAAGGAAAAACUCAAGAUUAAGGAUCAAUAUGUUUCACUUCUACAAGGAGUCCCUUCUCCCUAUUUCCUUCUCAGGAUAAUAAAUUGGGAGAAAUGCAUAUGCAAGCAAGAAAUGAAUUGCUUUGAGCUCUAACAAAAAGUGCCCUCGCACGGGCUGCCCCAAGAAUGGUUGCGUCAAAAACGCACCAAAAAGGAUGCCAUACAUGCUAAGGCCAUGCAGUUCGGUACUAAGUUUGAUUGUUUUCUACUUUAUUACUCCCAAUAUCAUAAAUUUAAUCCAACAAGAAGCUAGAUCAGCGGGUAGAACUCGCCGGGGAAAUCUUAGGCAGGUGGCCGAAAAGGUGCGCAUCGUCAUCCUCUCACGUUGAUGCCUGUGCCUCUCUAUGCUUCCUUGCUACUUAUUGUGGGGCUCAACGCUCUCAUGUUGCUUGUUUCUACAUCUCUACCUACAACCUUACUAAACCCUCUCAACCAAUCAGGGCCUAACAGAAGAAGGAUCGCCGUAUCCUAAUUUCGCUCGUCGUGGUAUUUGGUGUGACGACCCGGAACAUCCGAAUAAUGUGAUUUGUGUCCAAGCCCUCCCAAACGAUUGGUGCAAAUGGUCAGUCUCUCAAAAACCCACUGGCUUGCGCGUUGGAUGGUCAGAACAUACGAGUCCGGAUGGAACACGGUUCUAUAGUUAUGAACGACGUAUGUUCUAGGUUGUUUAGAGUUACGGUUUUUAGAUCAAUUGGACCCUCCAAGAACUGUAUUAGUAGAUCAAGUAAACUUUCUAACUGUAGGUGUUCUAGCAACUACAUCAGUAGGUGUAUUUUUCUCAGCACUCCCACCCUUCUAUUACCUCUUCUGUAACAAGUCCAAGCUCAACCCCAGUGGUAAUCCCAAUCGUGGUCUUAUUUACUCCUACGACAUAAAACCACAUCCACACCUACGAGGACAUAAAACCCGUAUCGGUCUUUUCAAAGCGUUCCCUUCUACUACAUCUUCAUCUGUAACGAGUCCAAUCAACCCCAAUAAUUAUCCUAGCGACUACUUAUCCUAUUAGUAUUAACUCGUCUAAGGCGACUACGACAAAGAUCGGGACCAAGAAUUUGUUCCUGACAAACCGGAAAACGUGGUUAUACAUACAGGGAAGGACGACGAAGAUGCGGAAGAGAUCUGGGACCGCGAUAAGACUUACAUAAAGCCAGUCCCCAUGCCAUGGCACUCUGGAGUGUCCUCAAAGAGUGGCCGUGAAGUCGAGACGACCGACGUCAAGAGCUUCCUCGGCUUCGCUAGCAGUGCAAUACCUGCUUCGGCGAGAUACCAAUUGAAUGAGACUUAUGGACACGGGUUACUUAAAAAGUAGUACAAAAAGCAUUUUUCAACUCAAAAUAAUCUUGAACUGCAACGCACGUAUAAAUACGUUCUCUUUUGCUUUCGAAAAUAAUGUAGCACCUCCCCUCUCUGCCCGUCAUAAUAAAGUUUGAUAGGACGCAGCACCACCUCGGCCCCCGCAAGAUUCCCUCAUCUCUAAACUCCCUGUUGCACAGAAAAGGAGGGUUUCUGCAAGAGAAGCGAAAGCUUACCCAUGUGCGUCACGGUAGAGCAGUAUCGGAACUACUUGCAGAGUGGGCAAAACCUUUUUAUCAACUGUCCAGCAACGAGGGAUCAGGCUGCCUCAGGCUGUUGGUGGAGCAACGAAUUGGCGUGGGAUCACUUUUUAUGGGAUCUGUCAGUAUAAUAUCAAAUAUUGACAUAUGAAAGAAAAAAGUGCACUCACACUCAAAAAAAGUGGCUACUUUCCUACUUAAAUCCUAGCCAAAUUCUUGAGUGUGAGUGCACUUUUUCGCUUCAUAUGACAACAACCUCUUCUCUCAUUUUUAGGGUCUAUGCUCUUGAUGUCGCACUAAGGUGUAGAAACGACUCGUGAUCAUCUUCCAACUACUUUCGUGUCACAACUUCUUGACCUUGAAGACCACUUCUAAUACAUGGCGGAAAAUCGGGUGCGGUGCCAGGCUACGUUAGUGUGGACCAAGUCACGCCACCGAUACCGGGAAAGAAGCUGUCGUAG